AUGGCAUCUGGAGAAGGCUACCGCUCUCCGGCUGUGCAAUCUGCUGCAGACAGUUUUGAGCUGCGUCGUGACGAUUAUCUCCCAAAACCCGAGUCUGAUAACUAUCGUCGCUCCAGGCCACGAGGCAACUCGAAUGCUGUCAGACCCAACAGUGUCUAUCAACAAACCGCUCCAGUCGAUCAUGCCGUCAACCGCGCUUUUGAGCGAUCUGAUGCGGCUGCUCAGCUAGAUCCAGCUCUCGUUGCUCAGAUUACAGAGCAGGUGAUGAAAAAUCUUUCGGCUUCUGGUAUAGGCCAACAGCAGCAUCCACCUCCUUCUGCUCAUACCAGAUCUGCCCACUCGAGGUCUCCUGCAGACUCAGCUGCAUCCCUCGAUCGCCCUUACACGCCGCCUUCGCCAACGAGAGACAAUACAAGUCAUCGAUCGCUAUCUCCUGAACCUCCCAUGUUUGCUGCGGGCCCAUACAACAACAGUCAUGACCUUCCUCGGCCCAACAGAAGUAGCAGCGAAGCGUCGCCCGUCCAUGCUGGAGACACCAAAUCUAGACCUGGACAGGCCCGUAUGCCUUCUACUUUCGAAGAGACGGUCUUGGAAAAGGCGUGGCAACCCCUGUUCGAGUCGGGACAGCCAACUCCAAGAUUGAGCCAAUUUCUUCGAGGUCUCGCCCUGCACAUCAUCGAUGAUUACGAGCCAAAGCGCAGUCUUGUUAUUUCUCCGGCUAAGAUGACUCAAUUCUUCGAAGAUGUCCGAUUGUCCUCCGAGAUCUACCCCUGGCGGGACAUCUUUGGUGGUCGCGUCACCUGCGAGUCCAUCUCAAGAAUCUACCGUGAUCUGCGCUGUCAACACCACUUCGUUCAGCUGGGCAAUCAUUCUAUUCCAGAUAUCCCCGCUUUGACCCCUGAUGGCUUCAACCAAUUCAUGACGAUCCUCAUUCAAGCACAUCCGUCUAUGGAAUAUGAACGACUCGCGAAGGCUGUGUUGGAUAUGCCCAUCAGCAAUGCUGACAAUCCUAAAGAGCGAUUUCCCAAGGAACUCAGUCGUCGACUUAUUCCCAGAGAGGAAGAUAUCACACAGCAGCAACGAUUACAUGCUGCUCUGUCGACCGAUCGCAACAUCCAGCUGCGCCCAAGUAAUCCUAUGCCGCCUCCCCCUCCAGUGUCAGUCCAGUCGCAACAACAGCCAACUCCGCAGUCUGCCUCGACAUCGUUUGCUGAGAGAGAGCGUGCUCCCUACUCGAACUAUCCAACUGCCGUCGAUGAUGAUGAUUUACGUACUGUUCCUGGCCCAAUUGAGCGUGAACGUCAACCUUACACUGCAAAGGAGGGCGCUGGAAAGGUGUAUGAAGACGAUCGUCGAAACACCGGUCGCCCAGAAACUGUAGAUCGUACCUCACGUGCCAACUCUGCUGCACCUCAACCACAGUUUAGUCAGAGCAGACCUACCGAUAUACCCCUCACAGGACAAAGAGUUCAUCGCCUUUCUGCGACUGGACAACGACCUAAUUUUGGCACCCCACCUCCUCUCGGUUAUCCACCCAACCCUUAUACCCGUUCUGAAGGCACGAACAUCGGCGAUAUUCCAUCCACACACUACAACUCCAACAUGCACUCCGACGAUCGAGACCGAGAUCGAGUAAGAUAUGCACGACGUGAAGACGAAGCUCGAGAUUCCAAGCACGCUUCAUGGUACCCUUCUCGUGGCUACGACUACGACGGAGCCUACGAUGAGAAGCGAAGGCCUCCGGGUGGCUCUGAUGGAUACGGAAGCUACAAUGGCCAUCCUUCAAGCCAGAAGUACUAG
This is a messenger RNA of Aureobasidium uvarum, 1800 nucleotides long. The record is from the annotation of a GenBank genome assembly. Lineage: Eukaryota; Fungi; Ascomycota; Dothideomycetes; Dothideales; Saccotheciaceae.